AUGGAGGCCGUCCCAGCCAACGAGACUCCGCCGUCUCUCUCCAAGUCAUUUAAUGAGUCAACAUUUAUCGCCGAGAAAAAGUACGACCCCGUUCUUGGGUCAGACCACGAUUCAAUCAGCAGCGUCAGCGCCGACGACUCGGAUACUGGCUCCGACUCUGGUUCAGAUGGUGAUGACCAACCUCGGCAUAACAGGAUGCCAAAGAUCCGUCUACUCGUUCAGCAAAUCACAGAUCAGAUUCGGUCGCUAUAUGACCUGUCCUCCUUGCUUCGGCGGCCCAGGAUAGCAGACAAAUACAUUCGCUCUGUCAGUUCCAAGUCACACACAGCCGCAUCGGACACGCUGCCGCUCAUGGUUUGCUUCAGCAAGUUAGAUGAGAGUCACGCCAUAGAAAAGAUACUGCAGUGGCGCGGCUUGACCAAGAGCGGGCAGAGCCUCAGCUGUGAGAAUGAGCCCCCUGCUGAAGAGAGACACAGCUUGGCAACUGACGAGGUCGGUAACAUUCUGUGGUACUGCCAACGACUCGCAAGGGCGAACACGAGGCGCCGAGAGCAGCUUCGGUACUGGGCCGAUCAUCCGUAUGUUUCCACGCAGGACAAAGACACCUCGUCCCAGACCUUGCCGGUCUUGGUAAAGCCUCCUGUCAAAGCAUCAGAAAUCAAGGAGGAGUUAGGAAGCCAAGCAUCCACCCUCAAACUGCCGAGCGUCAAGUUCCCGCCAGCAGGCCCAACGUCAACCGUGUCCAAGCAUAGCUUCUCCACAGCUGCCGCCUCAGAUUUCCACGAUACCAAGACAAAUGCUCGGCCGCGGACAGUCUACGCUCCCACGAAUGUUGGCCAAGGCAGGUCCAACGCUGUCCCGGGCCCCCCCAAGACGGACGGCAAAGCGACCUUUCCAUGUCCGCGCCAUGUAUUCCGUGAUCUCCGUCCAUACAUCUGCACAUUCGAACACUGCCAGAAUCCUGACAAGUUGUACGCCAGCCGCCACGAGUGGAUAUACCACGAGCUCCAGAUUCACCGGCGCAAGUAUGUCUGCAAAGAGUGCCCCAAGACAUCUUCUAGCAGGACGGAAAUGUUAGCACAUGUCCAGGAGCACUAUGGAGAAUCAAUCUCACCGGCGCAUUUGGAUGUGAUUCUGAAUCUCUGCGAUCAACAAGAUGAUGGUAUGAAUGGUGAGGAAGAGGAAUGCCUAGUGUGUGGAGAGGAGCUCUCGUUUCUGGCGUUGCCGGGACAUUUAGCCAUGCAUAUGGAGGAUAUGGCUCUCUUCAUCUUGCCCAACACCCAAGAAGAUCAGGACUUGGGGGGAACCAACGACUCGGUGCAAGUGGAAAAACUCAGCCAUUCCAGGUCGCAGAUAAGCAGCCUCGGCUUUUCUGCACCUGGAGAUUAUGGACAGAACCCAGCCGACUUCUCCAAGCUACUCACCAGCGAGGAAGCGGGGUAUAGCUCCAAGCUUACCCACUGGAAAGUUACUCACGAUCCAGAAGUGGCAUCGUUGAAAGCCCUGGUCCAACAACUGGGAGACCAGGACGAGAAAGUCAGACAUGCUGCUGUUAAAGCCUUGGGCAGCCAGCCAGCUUUGCCAUAUGAGAUCAGCGAAGCCAUGGGGGCAAGAUUGGAAUGCCGGGACCGUAAUGGCCUGACGGUGCUAUCGUGGGCCGCCAAGAAUGGCCAUGAGGUCACCUUCGAGCGACUCAUCGAGAAGGGGGCCGAUUUUGAGUCCAAGGACUGGUAUAGCCACACGAUUCUACAUUGGGCCACCAUGGGUGGAAGCGAGGCCAUCGUCAGAAUGCUGCUUGAGUUAGGAGCUAAUGUUAACUCCAGGAGUGACGAUGGAGAGUCGUCCCUACAUUACGCCGCCUGGGGUGGGAAUGAGGCCAUCGUCAGAAUGCUGCUUGAGUUAGGAGCUAAUGUUAACUCCAGGAAUGACGAUGGAGAGUCGCCCCUAUAUUGCGCCGCCUGGGGUGGGAAUGAGGCCAUCGUCAGAAUGCUGCUUGAGUUGGGAGCCGAUUUUGAGUCCAAGACUGAGGAUGGAAAGUCACCUCUGCAUUUCGCCGCCUGGAAUGGCAACGAGGCCAUCGUCCGAAUACUGCUUGAGUUAGGAGCCGAUUUUGAGUCCAAGACUGAGGAUGGAAAGUUACCUCUGCAUUACGCCGCCUGGAAUGGAAACGAGGCCAUCGUCCGAAUGCUCUUGGAGAUAGGAGCUGACGCCCAAAUGAAAGACAACAGGGGCGACACGGCGCUGUCACUAGCCACCGGGAACGGCGAUGAGGCCAUCAUCCAGCUUUUGCAGCAGCAUGCGGACUCCCCAGCGAGUCGCCAGUCGUCCAAGACCUACCAUUCAGUUCCGUAUAAUGCUGAGGACGUCACCGCUGGCAUCUCUUCUGCCGAGAUCAACCUCAACUCCGUGCCUACUCUCUACAAGAAGGUUGGGCAAGAUUGGCAUGCCGUCUUUAACCCCAAACUGCAACGAGAUCUCGACGUCGAUCUAGUCCACGUACUUGAACAUUCCUUUCCUGUCACCAGCGUGCGGUUCAGUCACGAUGGCAUGCACAUAGCGACUAGCAGUCACCGCACAGCCCGAAUUUUCGACAUACAGACUGGUGAGCAGGUGUGUGUCCUGGAUCACAAUACUCCCCAUACGGACCACAGUAUAUAUAUAAGCAGCGUGACCUUCAGCCCUGAUGAUAACUACCUGGCUACGGGUGGCGAUCAUGGUAUGGUUUGCUUAUGGGACAUCGAAUCUGGUACAGUCUUAGCCCAACUCGAGGGGCGUAAGGGGGAGAUCCACGCGAUAGAAUUCUCUCCUGAUGGAAGAAGUAUUAUUUCAGGUGCUAGCGAUGGGACUGUCCGUUUGUGGGAUGUCAACACCCGGGCUAACACCCGUACCCUCUCCACUGGAGACAUGAUCGUAUCCAUCACCUUUUCACCCGAUAUGCAACUUAUCGCUUCAGGAUCAGAAAACGGAAGCGUAAAGGUCUGGGACGCCAGCACAGGCGCACGUCUGAUGCGCCUUGAAGGACACGAAAAAUCUGUUCUUUCGGUCGCCUUCUCGCCCGAUGGCAACACCCUUGUCUCAGCCAGCUUCGACCAAACUAUCAAGAUGUGGCAUCCCAUUCAAACUCAAGGCACAUGGGGAGUGAAGUGUAUCAAGUCUCUCCAAGGCCACACAAACGAUCUCAACUCUGUUUCAUUCACCCCUGACGGAAACGGGCUGCUCUCGGGGUCUAGGGAGAGUAGUUUGCAGUUCUGGGAUACAAAAACAGGCAUGGCACAAUUCAGGCUUCAAGGUCAUACGGAUACAAUUUAUUCGGUUGCCGUUAGCCCCAGGGGAGGCAUCUUCGCCACUGCCUCUGCCGACGGGGAGGCUCGUGUUUGGUUGUACGGUCCGUACCAGGCAGAGGGAACCUAG
Fusarium falciforme is the source of this 3411-nucleotide messenger RNA. RefSeq names its product C2H2-type domain-containing protein. The coding region runs from base 1 to 3411 and encodes 1136 amino acids. The transcript is spliced from 4 exons. Gene Ontology annotation, molecular function: protein binding. The record is from RefSeq and is a predicted model, not a curated record. NCBI's taxonomy places the organism in Eukaryota, Fungi, Ascomycota, Sordariomycetes, Hypocreales, Nectriaceae.